Molecule: messenger RNA, 1188 nt
Organism: Sitophilus oryzae (rice weevil)
Lineage: Eukaryota; Metazoa; Arthropoda; Insecta; Coleoptera; Curculionidae
Product: 5,10-methylenetetrahydrofolate reductase
Exons: 5
Coding region: 100-1188 (362 amino acids)
Biological process (GO): tetrahydrofolate interconversion
Cellular component (GO): cytosol
Molecular function (GO): FAD binding; methylenetetrahydrofolate reductase [NAD(P)H] activity
Source: RefSeq, a predicted model, not a curated record
AUCUAUUCCAAAGAUCUAUUCUGUACCAGUUUAUUUAUAAGAUUGUCUCAUUGCCUGUGUUUUCGAUUUUGUUUCUAUUUAUUGAUAUUUAGCACACAUAUGUCUCCAAGAUUGAUAACAAGGUCGCCAGUAACUUUAGCGUUAAACAAGAAAAUAAAAACUUGGGUAAACAAGUCAGUAGCGCUAAAAUCCGCUUCUGACAAACGAACAGACAAUAUGAGUGGCAAAUACUCGAUUUUAGAAACCUCGCAAAACAGGAUAUCGAUAGAAGUGUCUCCUAAUAACAAUUUCAAUGCCAAAUUACUCGGCGAACUUGGUCCACAUUUUAUUUCCGUCACAUGGCUCGGAGCGAAGUAUUUGCAGUUGCCUAACCACCAGAUUCCAACAGUUGUCCUGGCGCAAAAUUUAAAUAAACUGAAAUGUCCGGUAUUGGUUCAUUUACCCGGGAGGAACUUGAAGAAAGAACGCAUGUUGGAGAUUUUAAAUUUACUGAAAAAUAGCGGAAUUAAACAUGUUCUGGCUCUACAAGGAGAUUGGGUUCAUGUUUUGGAGAAGGAUGAUACCAAAGUAGAUUUUCCUUAUGCUUCGGAUCUAGUUUCCUUUAUUAAAGAAAAUUUUGGAAGUGAAUUUUGUGUUGGUGUUACGGCUUAUCCAGAUUUGCAUCCGCAUUGUGAGGAUUUAGAAAGGGAUCUUGAUUAUUUAAAGAAAAAGAUAUCCCUUGGAGCUGAAUUUAUUCUAACCCAAGCAGUUUUCGAUUUUGACGUGUUGGAAAACUACGUAAAGUCCUGCAGAAGACACGGUAUCAACGUUCCCAUCUUUGUCGGCGUUUUUAUCAUCAAAUCUUACCAAAGCCUGAAGAAUAUGGCGAAAUGGUGCGAAUUCAAGUUCUGGAUCUCUUACCCGCCACCGGGGGCGGGCAGCUCCUCCAGCUCCAAGGACAAGGAGAAAGAGAAGUUGGAGGACGAGAAAAAACCGCUGUCGAAGGAGCAGAGACAGCAGGAGUACGACGCUGCUAUAAAGGAACACCACCGUUCCCAGCGGGAGCAGUGGGAGAUCCGCCAGCUCGACAACGACCUGCUCCAGCAGCGCCAAUCGGAGCGGGAGCGGGAACGGGAGCAAAAGGAACUGGCCGAGCAACGUCUGCUCCUCGUCGACGAACAGGAUGAACUUAAUCAGCAGCCGCCGUAA